Ornithodoros turicata is the source of this 1207-nucleotide messenger RNA. RefSeq lists its product as uncharacterized. NCBI's taxonomy places the organism in Eukaryota, Metazoa, Arthropoda, Arachnida, Ixodida, Argasidae. The transcript is spliced from 10 exons. Gene Ontology annotation, molecular function: metallopeptidase activity. Bases 46 to 1182 code for a protein of 378 amino acids. The record is from RefSeq and is a predicted model, not a curated record.
GUCAGUGUGCAGAGGUUGAACGUGCAUCGAGUUUUCAACACGAAGAUGUCGACGUCAUUGCUCUUGGCUGCGGUUUUGCUGGCCUUCGUCGGUGGAACAACACUGCCAGAAGAAAUCACUUUUCAGCUGUACGUCGCCUUCGACAAUGUCCUGCAUACAAAUUUCAGCAACGAAAAUUUAGCCAAGAAGUACGUCAGCGCGUUCUUUCGUGCGGUCAACCUCCAAUAUCAAAAUAUGCAGAAUCCUAGAAUCAAGUUCGAAUUCGUCAUGUUUCACGGUCAGAACGUCCCGUUUACAAAGGAUGCUCUCGUAGUGGAGGAAGGUGAAGUGAACGCUGGCAAAAGCCUUCAUUCCCUCUACAACUUCACACGUACAAAAGCGCAGUUCAUUCCAUCAGACAUCGUGUUCGUCUUUUCGGGGCGGAAAGUAUUCACAACUGAAGGGAAACAGAAGAGCUAUAGUCCACAAGGUCUCACAUGGGAGAAAGGAAUAUGCAACGCCAGCAAAAAGUUUGUUAUUGUUAGCGAUAUAGGCAAGCGUUUCAGUGCCUUGCCAAAUGCAGCGUUCCAGCUUGCUCGCCUACUCGGUGCACCGACGGCCUGCACACCGGACCACUAUUUGCUGGAGGGAAACUCUAGGCUUUUUGAUCUGUCGCCUUGUGUUAUGAGCAAUAUUACAAAUCAUCUCACAAAACUACUGAAUAACAACUACGCGUUGGCAACAGACUGCUUCGCAAGAAAGUACCAGUUGAAUACUAGUCAGUAUUACGAUGGCCUACCAGACUCCAUGUCUGAUGUACAGGCGUUUUGCCUUGACGAAAAACGGAUGAAAGAACAUGGCAAUAUCAGAGGCUUAUGCAACAGCUCCAACAUCAAAUCUCGUUUGGGACGGUCAUACGAAGAAACAAUCAAAAAGGAGGGCUGGGAUGUGUUCGACCCUGUCAACAGCUGCUUCUUCGACUGCUGCAGUCUGAACUACAUUUCACUCACCAUUCACUACAGGGUUGUGAGGGCAAAAUAUGUGUUCAAGCUCAAUGCGUCCAGAAUGCAACGAUACCGUAAGAAAGCAGGAUAUGACCUAUGCAAUCCCGGACAGCUUCGAAGACUUCCAAGUUCGUUUUCCGAGGCAGUAGAAACAGCGCGUAUUAUUACUUGUAUGCCAAUGCAAUGUAAAAGUAAUUAAAGUGAAAUGAACGUAAAGGUGGGUA